This is a messenger RNA of Sipha flava (yellow sugarcane aphid), 537 nucleotides long. RefSeq lists its product as uncharacterized. The transcript has a single exon. Lineage: Eukaryota; Metazoa; Arthropoda; Insecta; Hemiptera; Aphididae. The coding region runs from base 1 to 537 and encodes 178 amino acids. The record is from RefSeq and is a predicted model, not a curated record.
AUGGACCGGGCACUUACUUUUAAUAAAAAUAUUGAAAAAAGAUGCUGCAAAGGUCUAAAAAUACUUGGCCUCAUAAAAAGAGUUUCUACUGAAUUUAAAUUGUUAGCACCACUUAAAGCUUUAUACUGUGCAUUUGGCAGGUCAACUCUUGAAUAUGGUACUGUUAUUUGGGACCUUUAUACAGCUACUAGUAGGAAUCAAAUUGAAAGGGUUCAACAUAAAUUUCUAAACUAUGCUGCUAAAGUUCUUCAUAUUGAACAUAAACCUCAUAAUUAUGAACCAGUCCGUACUCUCCUAGAAUUAUCGAACCUAACUGACAGGCGUAUUGCAGCUAACAAGAUAUUCUUACAAAAACUCAUAGAUGGCUCUAUUGACUGUUCUGAAUUGUUAAGUCAACUUAACUUUAAAAUCCCCUGUUUCUAUUCACGGUCGCAUUAUCCUUUUUUCAUACCACUUUGCACCACCAAUUAUAUCCGUAAUAAACCUUUGUUCAGAAUGAUGCGCAUUGCUAAUGAGUCUACAGCCACUCCAUUUUAA